GACCUCUCGCACCCUAAGCGAGAAUCAUACCCCUAGACCAACGAGCCGUGUUGUUGGUCUCAUGAAAAAUAUACCAAAAGUAGGAAUAAAUGUAUACAAAAUUUGAUAAAAAUCAUGCAAACACGAGUCUUUCUCGGAACAGUUUAUAUCUCUGUCCGGUGUUGUCUCGUCGGUUGAAAAAAUGUAAUCUCGGAUUACAGUAUUAUACGACGCACAUGCGACAUACACAGUACAAGAUGGCGGAAGAAAAGCAGCAAGAUUUUAAUAGGAGUGCAUUGACGAUCGACGGUGAACGGGCUUGGUACACCGGACAACGGGCAGAAAGAAUUCCUGGAGGAUUGGUCCGUGUCGUUGGGUGUACUUGUUUGAGUUUGGAUAUUUCUUACAACGAAUUAACAUCGAUUACGGGAUUAAAGGAUUUCUUAAGGCUGGAGGAAUUGAUAUUGGAUAAUAAUCAGCUUCGCGAUCUAAAAACUCUACCGUCUAUGCCAUGUCUGACUACUUUAAGCCUGAAUAACAAUAAGAUAACUGAUAUAGAUGACGCAUUAGAAAAGAUACGAGAAUGUUGUCCGAUGAUAGUUUACGUGAGUCUUUUAGGAAAUCCAGGGUGUCCCGAUCAGCUGACAAAUCCAACUUCAACAGACGAGAACGAUUACGAACGUUACAGGCUUUAUGCAAUAUAUGUUUUACCAUCGACGUUACGGUUUCUCGAUUCGCGUGCAGUCACGAGCAAAGAAAAAAACGAUGCCGAAAAUCGUGGAAGAUAUUUGAGAACGGUUAAAGUUUUCUCCAAUAAAUCAAACAAUAAUGUCAUUAAUGUACCACUUCCGAAUGAAUUUGAUGAUGCUUAUUUUAAUAUAAAAUAUACACCGUUACCAGUUACCAAUCGUACGCCUCAAGAACACCGAGGUGCAUUCGGAAAAUGCAAGUAUCGUUAUUCUGGAAAAAAUUCGGAAGGUAAUAGAUUUAUUUUCAACAAGGAUCUAUGAAACUAAUAAAAAUAUACAAUACAUUUGGAGAGUAAUGUUUCGCAUGAUCUCUAAUCGAAUGUGAUUAUAUUCAAUUUUUGCUACUUUACUUGAUGAUUGGAGAGAGGAACAAAAUGAGAGAAAGAGAGAAAAAAAAGUCGAAUGCAAAUCAAACAAUUUAUCGCAAAAAACUUCGAUCUCCUUUUAAUAGUAUUGGUCCUUAAAUGUACACAAUAUGUACUCAUUACAACGAGAUAUUAUUAUAUAUACGCAACAAAUUCAGUAUAUCGAACGAUUCGUAUACCGAAAAGAGACAAAAAGAAUUGUCACAUGCACAUGUGUUAUUUAAAUUCAUUAUUAUUCUUGUUGCUGUUGCAGCUAUCUUGUUUCUUAUUUUCACUUAUUUUUCUUUCUCAAGAAUUAUUUAUUUAUAUGUAUUAUUUUUUUAAUUCAAUAUAUUCGACACGCACAUACCAACUUACUAUUUUCCCAUUCUGCGCACCAUACGAAUCUCUAUAUGAAAUAUAUACUAUGUAUAUAUAUAUGUGUGUGUGUGUAUGUGUGUGUGUGUGUGUGUGUGUGUUUAUACAUAGAUGUAUAACAUGUAUAUGGUAAAAGGCAGUUUAUAGUUUAUAAAUCGAUAACCCUGUUGUUUAAAAAAUUACACUACACGAUGAAACUAUGCGUUUUACGCGAUUAUGGUAUCUCUUAUAAUCAAUAUUAUUAUUAAUAUUAUUAUAGUAAUACGUAAUAAUUGAAGAUAUCCCUCUACGAAUGUUUUUUCUUUUUCUUUUUUUUUUUUUUUUUUUAAGUAAGAAUACAUCGAUUCAGCCUUUCGAUUUGUUCCUGUAAUCAAAUAUAAGAAAAUAAAGAAAAAAUAAUAUUAUUUGUAAUAAUAAUUAUAUUCUAUAUAAUAAUGAUCGCUAUACUAUGCAGCAAAAAUGUUUGUCUUUCAUUUCGAAGUAUAACAAUAAUGUCCGAAUAAAAUAAAUUCACCGAUGCAAGACGACUACUCGAGUCUCUAACACCGUUCUUGAGAUUAA
Polistes canadensis is the source of this 2011-nucleotide messenger RNA. RefSeq names its product leucine-rich repeat-containing protein C10orf11-like. The transcript has 4 exons. The record is from RefSeq and is a predicted model, not a curated record. NCBI's taxonomy places the organism in Eukaryota, Metazoa, Arthropoda, Insecta, Hymenoptera, Vespidae. Gene Ontology annotation, molecular function: protein binding. Gene Ontology annotation, biological process: melanocyte differentiation. The coding region runs from base 90 to 989 and encodes 299 amino acids.